AAGCUUGUUUUUGAACAUCACGAGUCAAGAGUCUGAAAAGAAAGCGAAACUGGGUCCGCGCCCGGCUGUGAAGCACUUUAAAUUCUGUCCAAGCAAAACACUCGACGUUUUUUUUUGACAAAUACGCUUUUUAGGUUUUUAAUAUACUAUCGAUGUAUUCCAGCGUCUAGGAACUAUAUUUGAAGUGCGAAGAUGAAUUUAAGCAAGAAGAGCUAUGAAGUAUGACCUUAAAUAUGAUGUCAGCUGUGCUUUAGGAAGAAAUAUCAGCAUUGUCUAACAACAAACAUGGCAACAGCCUCAGGUAAUCACUUCGAGUGGCAGCUGUUUAAUGGACAGCAGUGGGGUUCUAUCUUAAAUGAUUUUGUCAUUGAGGCCCAUUACUGUCAGCCAGGGGCAAAUGGCAUCACCAUCAACCUCAGCAUGGGGCCUGUCUAUAUUGACUUUGAUGAAAUGACCGUCGAUGGAGCUGUGGUUAACCUCGGUGUACAACGUAAUACGCUGCUGUCUCCUAACCAGAAAGAAGUAAUGGGCUGGUACUACAAAGAUAACCAUCGCUGGUGUGAAUAUGGAUCUCAUGGAUCAGGUAGGAGGUCAUCUUCGGUUAGAAGUGAUUUUAUAGAGCAGCAGUACAAUAGAAACCCAAGAGGCUCAGUCCAGUUUACUGUAGGAAGCAUGACGUACAAGGUGGACUUCACUGCCAUGACUCAAACCAAUCUGUCCACAUACAUGUUGAGGAAAGUGAGACGGCGGCCAAAGUUCAAUGAAGUAGUAACAACCAACAGCAGUAAUCAAAACAGUCUACCACUUCUGGCAUCUCCCUCUGCAAACCCUUCAAAUUCGUCCUCUCAUUACAUCUGGGAGUUUAUGGGUGAUGAGGGUAUUUGGACCGAGUACCAAAAACCAGGAUGUUCGCUGGAUAGUGCAGAAAUCGAGAGGUUGUAUCAGCUUAACCCACAGUCCCAAGUUUCAUUCACAGUCAGACGAUUCUCUUACACUCUUGACUUUAGUGGAAUGUAUCAAGUAAACAAUAAAUAUGGUACAAGAAGAGCUAUCAGGAGAACUGCCAGUGAAAUCCAGCCAACAAACAGUACAUCAUCACAAGCUCGCUGGCAGUUCAAAGACAUGGAUGGCCAAUGGAAUGACUAUAUUAAAGGUGGUUCUUGGGGAUGCUGCAGUGUGUCAAGUCAAGAUAUUGAAGCGCAGUACCAGCAGGACUCCAGCGGGAUAAUGAGUUUCAGAGCGGGCAGAUUCAGCUAUGAGCUAGACUUCUCAGACAUGACCCAGACCAACCUGUCCACUAACACCACGAGAUCUGUACGCCGCCUUUAGCAGACCUCACCUGCCUCUUUUCAUGUUUACUUUAAUAUUUACUUAUAGCUUUAUAGAAAUGAUCUCAGGACGCCAGUUCAAGCUAUGUCUGCUGGCCAUUUUCAGAAAACGUGAUACAAAAUAUCAAAAAUAUGUUCACUUUGUCCAUGCUAACCCAUGUGCCCAUAUUGUUUUAUCAGUUGCCAUAAAAAGUGGUUCUUGUUGUGAUUAUGUUCUUGAAACAAUUUCUAUUUUUAUUCUUUACAUUUUUUCUUUUCAAUACAUUUACUAUGAUUUAAUGAUUCCUUUUCCUGUGCAAUACGUUUUUUGACAGCUUUCAACAUUCAUCUCAACACGUGUUUUUUUAACUGCAGAUUAAUUAUAUGUUAAUUAAAAACAUGUUUACAUGUUUUUCAUGACUUGCAUCUUGAUUAUAAUAAAUGUAAAAAAAAUAUAAAAAAUUGAUUUAUAAUUUGAACUCCAAAGCAAUUCACCACAUUGACUACUAUUACAUAUUAUCAAGUAAUGCAUUUCAUUUUAUUUAAAAUUUUAUUUUAUUAAGUUUUUUGUUUUUCUUUUUGGGGGGUGGGUGGGUGGGUGUUGUUUUUCCUAUAUUUCUGUUUAUUCAACAAUUGAACAAAAUUUGCUAAAAUAAUUUUCUUCACAUACAAAUAAAGAUGACUCUCUUGAAGAACA
Cyprinus carpio (common carp) is the source of this 2004-nucleotide messenger RNA. RefSeq lists its product as uncharacterized. The record is from RefSeq and is a predicted model, not a curated record. Gene Ontology annotation, molecular function: zinc ion binding. NCBI's taxonomy places the organism in Eukaryota, Metazoa, Chordata, Actinopteri, Cypriniformes, Cyprinidae.